GGUCUAUAAUUGGUGAAACUGAUUUUCCGUGAUUCUGGAAAAAUUCCAGAUUUUAAAGAAAGAUUAUAAAUGAUAAUAUAAAUGAUGAAUUAGUUUGGUUAAUGCCCAGCGGCAGUUAUAUAACAAAAUAUGGGUGAUAGAUUCGGGGCCAGACGAAGAGGGGCAAUUAAAUGUAGACAUAGAGUCAAAUAUCUCCCCAACUAAAAUAUCUAACAUAUCUAUAUCAACAAAGUCACAGAUAUUAAUUAAUACAGCAUCAUUGAAUGUAAUAUGUUUCUCAUAUAACUACCGAAGAAAACCAUUUACCAAAUGUAUUAGGAACUUCUGAGAAAUAAUAAUAACUGAAAACCUGUGUGUCAUUAAAAAAAUAAUAAAUAGGUAUGACGUUCACCAACAUAUGGAAAAAAUUACUGUUGUCUUGUACACCGAAUAAAUAAACAACUUAUUGUGAACAUUAUUUAUUUUGUGCCGAGGGGGUCUUGAAUAGGAGUGGGCUAUGUAUGGCAUUAUAAUUAGAUCGCUUAUAAAAGAGAUCGGGAAAUAUUAUUUUAUUUCAUUUAUUGUUCAACGUUCACAUUACUUUGUAUUAUUUUCUCGUAUUAAAUCAAAAUGAUUUUUACUAAGAAUAUUUUUAUCACGUUUACAAUAACUCUAGUAAUUAUAAUUUGGGUCGAGCCAGGUACUGCAAUUACUGAUGAAGAGAAGAGAAAAUAUUGUAUUGAUUUGAUAACUACGUAUACUAAGUAUAAUAAUUCACAAGCAGAUGUGACGCUCUACUCUCAUGAAAUUGCAAAUAUAUUACAAGACAAAAGAUGGCCUUUUAUUAAGGAAAAUAUAGUUAUCCUAAAUCAAUUCGAUAAGAAUGAAAUUAAAACUAAAAUAGAUACCAUUACUAAUGGACAGCGCAUUCCACUUCACCCUGCACGGGUGAAUACACGGAAUACACGGGAAUCAUAUGAGAAAAAGAAAGAAGAUAGACCGAAGAGAGAAAAAGAGAAAGAACAUAAAUCGGAAAAUGCACUGUUUAAUAGUUACAAUAUAUUCAAAAAAGCACGUACGUAUAUUUGUUUAUUUUUCAUAACAAGUCCCUAGUAAUGAUAUUUUGAGUGGAACGUAUCUCUUAAAAUUUAAGUUUCUGACAGGAGUGAGAAAAGUACAUAUCAGUAACAUUUUUGUAUUUUUAAAUAGCAAAAACGCUUCUAUUUGCCAUGUUUAUGGUGAUUUUUAGUAAAAAAUUGUAUCUAUUUAGUACAAUAAAAGGGAUGAUGAAUAUAUGGUGGGUAGUGAAGUUAUACCUAUUUGACUAAAAAAUGUAGACAUUUUCAUAUUCUAACCUAACAUAUUAAUUUUAU
Acyrthosiphon pisum (pea aphid) is the source of this 1352-nucleotide messenger RNA. RefSeq lists its product as uncharacterized. The transcript has 15 exons. Lineage: Eukaryota; Metazoa; Arthropoda; Insecta; Hemiptera; Aphididae. Bases 610 to 1092 code for a protein of 160 amino acids. The record is from RefSeq and is a predicted model, not a curated record.